AUGGCACACCCUCCUAUCCUGUCAAAACCCAUGGAAAAGGAACCCCUGUUACUCUACAUGGCUAUAUUUGAGAAUGCCAUCAGCGUCGCCUUAGUCCGCGAGGAGGGUUGUGUCCAGCACCCCGUGUACUAUGUGAGCAAAAGGCUCCUCAGAGCAGAAAGUAGGUACUUGCUCAUGGAGAAUUUGACCUUCUGCCUGAUGGUAGCAUCUCAGAAGUUAAGGCCCUACUUCCAGGCGCAUCCCAUUAAGGUCCUCACGAACCACCCCUUGCGGCAGGUCCUCCAAAAGUCGGAGUCAUCUAGGAGACUUCUGAAUUGGAUUGUCAAACUUAGCCAGUUUGACAUUGCUCACUUCUCGAGGACGGCCAUAAAGGGGCAAGCACUGGAAAAUUUCAUCGCCGAGUGCACAGGAAAUCAUGAGGAAUCUAUGGUGCACAACACCCUAAGAUUUGGGUUCGACGCCUCCAACAAUGAAGUAGAGUAUGAGGCGUUGAUUGUUAGUCUUCGAGUUGCGCUUGAGCUUAAGGCUGAGGGCCUCAAGAUUUUCAGUGUCUCACAGCUGGUAGUUAAUCAGGAUAAGAAAGUACCUCAGAAGCUACUUUACCAGGCGCCUUGCUAUAUUAUCAUGGAUGACAAGUUUUAUAGGCAGGGAUACUCAUUGCCUCUGUUACGGUGUGUGUACAAGCAAGAAGCCAACAUGAUACUUCGAGAAGUGCAUGAGGGCUUUUGCGAGGACAAUGCCAGGGGACAGAGCCUUGCUAAGAAAAUCUUGAGGCAGGGAUACUUCUUGUCCAACAUGAACAGAGACGCAAUGGACUAUGUUAAGAAGUGUGACAAGUGCCAACGUUUCGCCAACAUACCUCGAGCUCCUCCGAAUGAGCUCACUCAGAUGACAAGACCUUCGCCCUUCGCGGUCUGGGGCAUCUACCUUAUCGGGUCACUGCCCAAGAGAAAAUGA
Molecule: messenger RNA, 957 nt
Organism: Humulus lupulus (European hop)
Lineage: Eukaryota; Viridiplantae; Streptophyta; Magnoliopsida; Rosales; Cannabaceae
Exons: 3
Coding region: 1-957 (318 amino acids)
Source: RefSeq, a predicted model, not a curated record